GAUUUAUUACUUCAUUAGUUAAAUAGUAGUUAGGCGAUCUCGGCUAGCGACUUUAUCGAUAAGCAGUGGCGUACGUUAACUAAUCUCUACGCAAGAACAUAAUAUAAUUGAUAGAGCUAACUAUUUCCUUAUAAUAGGGUCGUUUUCGCGGCAGCCGACAUAUUGUGGCCUAGACCAUGUAUCGUGCUCGCUUGAUUCGUAAGUGAUAUGGGAAGACAGCUGUGUGAUAUCAUCUAUUUACGAACGCAACGCCUGUCCCGCAAUUUAGUCCACUGACAAUCGUUUUCAGUUGAUUGUGCCCGUGGACGGCAGUGGGGCUGAAUAACUUAAUCGAUAAUAGCUCGGGUAUAUAUGAUGCUACGACGGCGGAACGAUGAGAGCGCUCCAGAUAUUAAAGUUGUUCUGCUCGGAGAUAGUAACGUCGGAAAGACUGCGAUGAUCUAUUCCUAUACGCUGAAUAUCUUUCACAAGAAAAUUUCAAGUACUUGCAUGGACAGUUAUGAGGUCACGGUGAAUGUAAAGCAAAAAGAAACGAUAUUGGGAAUAUGCGAUACUGCUGGGAACGAGGAAUUUGAUACGCUACGUCAACUGGCGUAUCCCGGAUCGGAUGCAUUCAUCAUUUGCUUCUCGUUGGUAGACCGUUCAAGCUUCGAGCAUGUCUGCAGCUGGGUAAACGAGCUGAGGAUAUGGGAGCUACACUCCCCAGUAAUUUUGGUCGCCACGAAAAAGGACUUACGCGACGCGCAAAACAGCUCUAGCUCGGGCAGGUGUAUUAAUCCGUCAUUUAUUAGUUUCUCCGAAGGUCAACGGCUGGCCCACCAAAUCCAGGCUAUCAGAUACAUCGAAACAUCAGCGUACACCCAGGAAGGUAUCAAAGACGCUUUCGAUACCGCCAUCAUGAUCAAACUAAAUGGGGUUCUCAACGUUGAGAAACGCAAGAAGAAAUGUACGCUUUUAUAGUGUUGACGCUGGUGAUUCUGAUGAUUGAUUGUUCGAUGCAACGAGUGGUGGCGUUCGCGGAACCGCGCUCGAUUUGUUGGAAGGUGUUUUGCAGCUCAUUCCAUAAACUUUCGCUAAAAGUAAAACGCUUCUGCUCUGCUCCGAGUCAAUCGUGGAUGGUCUGUUAUAGUUCAGUUGUCUACUACGGCCCGUCGAACUGUUGUUGAGGUAGAGAUGCUGUGCCUCGGACGAGGAUACGAAGAAGAGGCACUGGCCGCUACACAGAAACUGCCAUAUAAUACCUUCACUGAUGCAAUACAACGUCCGAUUUGGCUCUUGGACUAUACUGAAGAGCGGGUAUUCAUUCACUGUCAGCGUGCCAUAGUGCAGAAUCGAGGAAACUUGAUACAUACAUUAACUAUCAAAGUUGAUUCGAACGGGCCAUUGCGAUUAGCAUUAUGUAAACGAUCGUCAUUCAGAGAACUUACAAGCAAUCCUGCCUAAUUUAUAAUUUAUCUAAAGUUAAUCAUCGAACUGACGUCCCGACUAAACAACGGCUAGGCCGCUAUCGUUUCUAUGUUCAUUGUAAAAAUGUAUGCCCAUUACCAUAUUCUUUUGCUCAAUUGAGUAGGCCGUCAGCCUUCAGCACAGCAUCAUCUAGAUAAACCAAUCGUGUUCCUCUUGCUUGAAAGCACCGGACGAUGCUCGAUUUUGCGCUGAAAAACAAGUUAAUCACAUCGAACUAAUAUGUUUGUCAUGAGGAAACAUAUAUUAAUCGAACUCGAAAGGACUUCAUUCAUCUGUUUGCUCUCAUCAUUGCGCUUUGUUUUCAACCUACCCAGUGUUGCGAGGUUACCAAUGUCAAGGUUCAUAUUGGGUAGCUUACGAACUACAAUAAACUACAAAGG
Varroa destructor (honeybee mite) is the source of this 1847-nucleotide messenger RNA. RefSeq names its product ras-related protein Rac1-like. The record is from RefSeq and is a predicted model, not a curated record. Gene Ontology annotation, molecular function: GTPase activity; GTP binding. Gene Ontology annotation, biological process: small GTPase-mediated signal transduction. Lineage: Eukaryota; Metazoa; Arthropoda; Arachnida; Mesostigmata; Varroidae.